GGAUUUUUGGCUAAUAUAUCCAAAAAUGCUUUUUUGAUUUUUGGGGGUCAAAACUCAGAAAUUUAAAAAAUCCGAGAUAGCAAUUUUGUAGCCCUGUCAAUUCUACACCUAUUAUGUCUGGUCAUUUUUUCUGUAUCUUCAACGAUGUAGGCCUGACAGGUCUUCUCGCGAAGGUCUUUUUUCGGUCGAAAAUGACAGAACAUGACGUCAUUCUGACGUCAUUUGUGGCCAACCUAUCAUAGCCUCUGGAAAAAUUUUAGUCACAAUGUGUAAAAUUGAUGCCCGGAGGGGUACUGAAAGUUUGGUGGCGAUAUCUCCAGCCGUUUGGGAGAUAUCGACCGAAAAGGACGGGGGGGGCGUUUCGGCCCCCCCUACGGGGCGCAGGCCUUAAAACUUACCUAAAAUCUAAUGGUAUGCCUGCCAUUUGGGUGUGCUUCAACCAAAAGGAUGCGUUGGUGGGCGAGAUCGGCGGCGCUGUUCGCCACGAUCAUCCUCCUGCUCUUCAGUCUGAGCUUCUGGAACCGCUGCGGGGGCGAGCCGGGCCCGCCCAGUACCGCCGCGCCGGCCGACUCCUUAACCAAGAGGAGACAGUCACAGCUUAAUCAUGAUACCGAAGGAAACGAUCUGACUGAUCUAAGAUGUGAUAUCAAUGAAGAGUAUUCAAUAGACUGUAAAAAGUCUGGGAAGGAAGUGUAUAUUCCUUUUAAGUUUAUCAAGAAAUACUUUGAGGUGUAUGGCCAGCUGUCUGAGCAGCACGGCCAGCCGGUGUUCCACUGGUCGCACAGCUACGGCCAGCUCUUCCCUCCCGAGGAGCCGUACAGGCCCGACGGACAGUUCAUGUACUUCGCCACCUACAACGUGGAGAAGCGCGACAGGGUCAAGUGCAUCAGCGGACCCGAAGGUGUUCCCGUCACCACUCAGUGGCGACCCUCGGGCUUCUUCUACGUGAUCCAGAUUGCCCAGUUCGGGCUAUCGCACUACUCCCGGAAUCUCACAGAGCCACCGCCGAAUUAUUAUGAGCUGCUGCCCAGCCGGAAUGGCGCCAGCUCAGGGGCGACAUUUAGCUGGGUCCGUGACUCCGAGCUCAACGAAGAUGUGGCCGAGUUCUCGCCGGCAAACCCAGUUACCAUCCCAGUGGACCGCUCUGGCAAGUCGCUGCUGAUGCUGGAGCUCCAGGUGUCCUCCAAUGCCACUGUCUGGGCAGACCUGCAGUUCCGCGACACGGCACUGGGUCGCUCCGUGCGCGUCCACUACGUCUGCUCCGACCUGAUGAUUGCAGCCCAGGGUUCGGACGUGUUUGUCGGGCUGGGCUCCAGCUGGAGCGGCUACAAGCUCUUCAUCCGCGACCUGACGGUGGACGCGCUGAAGGGUCUGGGCGGCCGCGGCCGGAACGCGCCCAAGCUGACGGCCCAGCGGCUGCGAGUGGUGCGGCUGGGUGUGUCGGGUGGCGGCCGGCUGCGCCAGCUGCGGCUGGCAUCCAGCGCGCACGCCGGUCAGACGGUCCAGGCGGCCGACUGGCUGCUGCGCCACCAGACGGCUGCCGGCGCGUGGACCGUGCCUGUGGAGCGGCGCCUCAAUAACCACAUGGUGCUGGCGCCCGACUGGAGCUCGGCCAUGGCCCAGGGACAGGCCAUGUCGCUGCUGACACGAGUCUAUCGCGCCACCGGAGACCGGAGGUACCUGGACGCCGCCCGGCGGGCCGCCGCGCCGUUCAACAAGGACAGCGCAGACGGUGGCGUGCGCACCAUGUUCCAGGACAAAUACGUCUGGUAUGAAGAGUACCCGACGGUGCCGGCCUCGAUGGUGCUGAACGGCUUCAUCUACUCGCUGAUGGGCCUGUACGACCUGUGGCGCACGGACCCUGAUCCAGCCGGCGGCGGGGCGGAGGCCGGCCGACUGUACACCGCUGGCGUGAGCUCUCUUCGCGCGCUGCUGCCGCUUUACGACACCGGCUCCGGUACGUUAUACGACCUGCGGCACGUCACGUGUCACGUGGCGCCCAAUCUGGCGCGGUGGGACUACCACGUGACGCACGUGAAUCAGCUGCUGGUUCUAGCCACGAUGGAGCCGAAUGUCACGCAGUUUAGCACCACAGCUGACCGGUGGGCCGAGUAUAUGAGCGGACACCGGGCGCCGCACAACUAGGCUGCGCCGACCGGUGGGGAGGGGCGGGACGAGUCGAUGGGGUUGCUGUGGUGCAGGGGAGAACAGUGCUUUGCAGUGGAAUAUAAUGAAGUACAGUGGGGUGGAGGAUACACUGCAGUGGUGAAGUGCAGUCAGUGAAGACAGUGUGGAUAUGCGGUGGAGAGGAGUUGGGUGAAGUAAUGUGAAAUGAAAUGAAGUGUAGUCAUUUGCAGUCGAUCUGUCCAUGGCGGGAUCCAGUGUGGUAGUGCGCGGUGGGGCGGCUGCUAUUCGCGUGUUAGUGGUGGCGGUCUGUAGUAGUGACCGCUCUGCUGUGUGUCCCCGAGGCCCGACCCUGUCCGUGUGUAUUGUGUGUGUCUCUCUGCGGGCGGUCCAACCCGGAGGGCGGGUCCGGAUGGGCGGCCGCUCCAGCUGGUCUGUGAUACGUCCGGCGCGCGCCACGCGGCUGUGCUCCUCCAAUGACUAACAACGUGACGCCGUCGGCGGGGUGGGUGGGUGCUGAGGGUGAACGGCGCGGUCUGCUACCGCGGGGGCGGGCUGACUGACCGUCGCGGGGUGGGUGGGGGAGGGGCUGUGAUGUCCCUUCUGACGUGUGACCACUCUGUCUAAUCAGGGGUCGCGGGGCAUUGUCUGACCAGACGCCGCGGUUCCGACUGGGUGACGUCAGAGCGCACCGAGGCCGCGGUUUGCGAACCGAUGUGACGUCGUAACGCGUGGCCAACAUAAUGAGCUACCAGGGAAUCUGAAGCUAUUGCUGAAAUGUGCAAUCUCAUAUUUUGAUCCAACUGUGUAUUGACCACUGUUGCCACGCGAGAUUGCAGAGACCCUAUGAACCAUACCCGGUUCCAGAACUUAGAACAUAUUUUACAGGGUGUAUUUUAUCUUUGUCAACUGGAAAAGUGUCUUGAAUGCUUUUACUAGCUCGCUAAGUAUUUACGUUGGACUUGCUUCGCUAAAUCUGUCUUUUCUAAGCUAAGCUUUUCCUUUUUCAUUUUACUGCAUAAUGCUUCCUCCUUUCACAGCUGAUCUCUCUUGUCACAAUAUGCACGCCGGAUGAAUUAUCGCUGUGAUAUUUCGCCCGCAAAUCAUGCUUAGUUCUGCUUUGUCGGGUAGAUGGACAUUGGGCGUGCCCGUCCAGGCACGUUUUGCUUAGUUGUAUUCGGGGCAUGAACAAUAAACUCAUUUGUCAGCUCA
This is a messenger RNA of Amphibalanus amphitrite, 3336 nucleotides long. RefSeq names its product D-glucuronyl C5-epimerase B-like. Gene Ontology annotation, molecular function: heparosan-N-sulfate-glucuronate 5-epimerase activity. Gene Ontology annotation, biological process: heparan sulfate proteoglycan biosynthetic process. The transcript has 9 exons. The coding region runs from base 409 to 2145 and encodes 578 amino acids. NCBI's taxonomy places the organism in Eukaryota, Metazoa, Arthropoda, Thecostraca, Balanomorpha, Balanidae. The record is from RefSeq and is a predicted model, not a curated record. Gene Ontology annotation, cellular component: Golgi apparatus.